GUUCAGAGGACAUAGUAAGAUGGCGGCUUCCAUCAGAAGCAGUUGCUCUCGGGGUUUUUCCGUUUAUUGGACUUUUUUCUUUUCUGGGUCCAAGUGUCGGAUCCCCGUAGUGGAUGUUAGGGAAUCAGCCUGGUCCGCCGUGUCCUGGAGGCGCUACAAAUCCGGGUCGGAAGAGAGAAGCACACACUUUGGGUUCGAGACGGUGUCGGAGGAGGAGAAAGCUGAGAGAGUGUACCAGGUGUUCGAAAGUGUGGCGCAGAAGUAUGACGUGAUGAAUGAUGCGAUGAGCCUGGGGGUUCACCGGCUCUGGAAGGAUGCCCUUCUUCAUGUGAUGAACCCCAGUCCUGGGACACGGCUGCUGGACACUGCUGGUGGCACAGGUGACAUCUCAUUCCGGUUCCUGGAGUAUGUGCGCUCUCAAGAGGCGCGGCGAGCCUGGCGUGCAGCUCCUUCUCACCAAACUCCCUCCUGGCAACAGAUCUCCGCUAGCUAUCAGACUGGCCGAUUAGGGACCGGUGAUGGGGCUUUGGCAGUGGUGUGUGACAUCAAUAAGCAGAUGCUUAAAGUGGGGAGACAGCGUGCAGUUGAUCUGGGGUUCAGCACAGGCCUGUCCUGGGUGGUAGGCAAUGCAGAGGAACUGCCGUUUGACGAUGACAGUUUUGACAUUUACUCCAUUGCUUUCGGGAUUCGCAACGUCACGCACAUCGAGCAGGCGCUCCAAGAGGCACACCGGGUCCUGAAGCCAGGGGGGCGUUUCCUGUGUCUGGAGUUCAGUCGAGUCUCCAACCCUUUGCUGUCCAGACUCUAUGAUACCUACAGCUUCCAGCUGAUCCCAGUGCUGGGAGAAGUGAUUGCCGGGGACUGGAAGUCAUAUCAGUACCUGGUGGAGAGCAUCCGACGAUUCCCAGACCAGGAGGAAUUCAAGGCCCUGAUUGAAGAUGCUGGCUUCUACAAGGUCCAGUUUCACAACUUGACAGGUGGAGUGGUAGCCAUUCACUCUGGGUUCAAACUAUAAGGUAGAGACUCUAAGCGAGUCUUUACUUUCCACAGUGCCUCAACCUAGUAUUAGUGUGAGAGACAGUUGACUCUCCUGCCCUCAGCAGAAAUCUGGCUCUUGGCACAGACUGACCAAAACUGUGGCCAGGGUGUGAACUACAGUUAAAAACUACCUUAUUUUGUCACACUUGGGUUUGAUAAAAUGUUGUUUUGAAUUUGAUGUGAUACUUAAUUUAUAUGUUAAAUCAGAUUGUGUCUUCCCACUGUAUCUUUGUAGGGUUCAAUGUUAAUAUUAACACUCUUGUGUAUUUGAUGAAUGUAUAAAAAAAUGUAAACACGUUUUAAUAAAGUUUUCUGAAAGAU
Lepisosteus oculatus (spotted gar) is the source of this 1359-nucleotide messenger RNA. RefSeq names its product coenzyme Q5, methyltransferase (gene coq5). Gene Ontology annotation, biological process: ubiquinone biosynthetic process. The record is from RefSeq and is a predicted model, not a curated record. Gene Ontology annotation, molecular function: methyltransferase activity. Lineage: Eukaryota; Metazoa; Chordata; Actinopteri; Semionotiformes; Lepisosteidae.